ACAUAUCGUAAAGUAACCAUAGAGAUGUAAGAUAUUUCUAUAGAAGUAACGUAAGUCAACGUAUGUUCCGCCAACGAAUAUUUUAUAACUCUGGAAAAGAAAAUCUAAUUAUGGAGAAUGAAAUGGAUAAUAUUGAAGUUUGGUGCAGGGAUUGCAAUAAUAUAAUAGAUAUUACAGAGGAACAUGAUUGCCCUAUUUAUAACAGUAACAAUAGUGAUAUUAACACAAAGAGCAAAAAUGAUUAUAUCGAAAAAUUAAUUACUGAAGUAUUCGAAAGAGAACCUUUAUGGAACUCGUCCCUGCCUUAUAAGUUCAGAGGUCCAUCAGAUAUAAAAGUAUUAUGGGCUGAAAUAGAUAAUUGUUUAGGUACAACUGCUGGUACAAGCCAGAUAAAGUGGAAGAAUAUAAGGGACCGUUUCGUAAAAGAGCAUGCUUUAGAAUGUGCUUAUAUCCCAAGUGGUAGUGCAGCUGUAAAAAAGAAGAGUACUUGGUCAUUUUAUGAAAGUUUACGUUUUCUGACACCAACAAUAAAUUAUAGAAGGACAAAAAGUAACAUUGAAAAUAUAGAUCCAACUGUACCUUUAGCUUCAGCAAAAAAAGAAUCAGAUGAAUCCAUUAUUUCACUUAUUUCUGGACCAAGUACCAGUACAGAAAAAGAAGAUAACAUUUCGCACAAAUCAUUAUUACAUAAUAGAACUUUAUUAAAACCACAAUUAAUGUAUCCGAAGAAGAAUUACUGUAAGCAACUAUACAACGAUUAGUUAUUUUUUUUAUUCUCUGCAUAUUUUAUUUAAAAUUCUAUUUUGAUUUUUUUACACAGCUUUCACACUUUCAUACACAUUAGAUUCAGAUAGCUGUGAUAUAAAAAACAAAGCUUUUGAAGAAUCAAUGUGUAGAACAAAAGGCACCA
Messenger RNA from Harpegnathos saltator (Jerdon's jumping ant), 910 nucleotides. RefSeq lists its product as uncharacterized. Gene Ontology annotation, biological process: regulation of transcription by RNA polymerase II. The coding region runs from base 63 to 761 and encodes 232 amino acids. Lineage: Eukaryota; Metazoa; Arthropoda; Insecta; Hymenoptera; Formicidae. The record is from RefSeq and is a predicted model, not a curated record. The transcript has 4 exons. Gene Ontology annotation, cellular component: nucleus; transcription regulator complex.